This is a messenger RNA of Corticium candelabrum, 1743 nucleotides long. RefSeq lists its product as uncharacterized. Gene Ontology annotation, molecular function: ATP binding; protein kinase activity. Bases 19 to 1440 code for a protein of 473 amino acids. Lineage: Eukaryota; Metazoa; Porifera; Homoscleromorpha; Homosclerophorida; Plakinidae. The record is from RefSeq and is a predicted model, not a curated record. Gene Ontology annotation, biological process: signal transduction; protein phosphorylation. Gene Ontology annotation, cellular component: cytoplasm. The transcript has 8 exons.
AUACGGGACCUUUUAGCAAUGGCGACGGCAAAGAGUCCAGACGAAGAUGACGCUAACUGGGGUGCUUCAGAAGAAGAGGAAGAAACUGAAUCAAUUGAAGAGGGAAGUUCUGAUAAUGAAAGUGAUGAAUGGGAUGAGCCACCGGCAAGUGCCAGCAAGAGAGGUAGAGGUGUUGCGAGACGCGGCUUCAGAGGCUCGGGCAGGGGUGGACGAGGACGAGGAAGUGUAGCAAGUAGGGGAAAGCGCCCAACAUCAAAUACUACUCCUACAAGUGCUCCUGUGCCUUCGUUAUCAUGCCCAAACUGUGGUGACAAGUUUGACAGCCCAUCUGAUCUAGAGGCUCAUCUUCGUGAAAAGCUCACCAAGCUAGGGGAACGUCAGAAAGAACUGAAAAAGGAGAGUGACGAGUUGCUGAGACAGCUGGGAGAGCUAGAAGGCUCUAACCAGUCAGAGCUGGCGAAACGACAGAUGAGAGUCAAGAAGCAGGACGAGGAUCUUCAGACCGAAAUCAGUCGGGUCGAGGAAGCUCUGAGAUCUAGACAAAUUGCUGCGAUGUUGAACGUGUCUGACGAAGAUUUGAAGCAGAAGUUAUUGAAAGCAUUGAAAAUUGCGGCCGAAGACGUUCAGUCGACUGAUAGUGUUCUAGGAGAGGGCACCUUUUCAGAAGUAAGAGUAGGUCUGUGGCGACGCAUUCCGGUUGCAGUGAAAUCUUUCACUGACAAUGCGGCGCCCAAAGGCCUCCAAGCAAUGCAAGACGCCUUCCUCGAAUGGGGCGACGCUCGCCAUCCCAACGUGGCCGCAAUCUACGGUUUCCUAUCAUCCGACGCCCAUUCUCCCAAAAUCGUCAUGGAAAUCCUAGAAGGCUCUCUUCUAGAAGUAAUGCGCAGUGUUCAAGACAUCGGCGCUUCUCUGGCUUUCAGAGAACAAGUCGAACUGGCCAGUGGCAUCCUCAGCGGCCUCCACUACUUGCACAAUUGCAAGAAGGUCGUGGUAAUCCACAGCAACGUCUGGCCCGCCAACAUCCUUAUCACACCCUUUUGGAACCCUAAAAUAACAGACAUCGGGCUGGCAAAGUAUCUAAAACCUAGUCCCGCCAGUUUGCCGUAUCGAGCCCCUGAAUUGUGCGGCGACGAUGCCGGGGAACCGACGAAAUCCUCGGAUCGAUUCAGUGCCGGUGCCGUUUUGUUCGAAGUGUUCUCGGGCAGUGAGAUACCUCGGGAUGGCAGACCGGUGGACUACGAGUUGGUGAGUUGUGAUGACACGCGCAGGGUGUGCAACGACCUGAUGAAGCGGAAUUCGAACGAGAGGAUAGCGGUUGAGAAAGCGUUGGCCAUUGCCAAGUCACUGCGUCAGAGUGAGGCGUACAAGGAGUGUCCUCCUCCGCGACGCGUUACUGGGAGAGUGAGGAGAGAGAACGAGGAGUUUUUCGCCACCAUAUGAGGUUGAACCUGAAUAGGAACAAAGAUUGUUGUUGCUGACUUUAGGAUCAUUUGUGAGAUUUGAAAAAUUAGGGUAUAUGUUGUCUGGUAUUUAAGAGUGGUGAGUCUGCUCGGCUCUAAUAGCUUGUUCUCGUUGUGUGGGACAGCUAGUACGUCUAGGGCUCUCUGGCUAGCUAGAGGGACACGCACUGCAGGGACAUUUGCUGUUUGUGAGCUUUCUGAUUCUGUACGAUUGAUUAGUUAGCGUUAUCUUGUGGAGCAACAGUUUGACUGUUAUGACGGAUGAAUUUAACUCAGGCUAUGU